Molecule: messenger RNA, 2178 nt
Organism: Chelonus insularis
Lineage: Eukaryota; Metazoa; Arthropoda; Insecta; Hymenoptera; Braconidae
Exons: 7
Coding region: 1-2178 (725 amino acids)
Source: RefSeq, a predicted model, not a curated record
AUGCCAUCAAGUGACAUAGAAGGAAUUAUAGUGGAGAAAGUCAUUGAUGUUUUAUUAGCACAAGUUGAAGAGCGAGAUUCAGGAUGGUCCAUGGUGGAAAUCAUUCAUCUCCAAGUCAAUAUUAAUAGAUAUGAUCCAUUAGUAGCAGGCGAAUCAACUUGGAUUGCUCUACCACAGUUCAUUCAAAAUAAAAAAGCAGUGCUAAAUAUCAAGAAUAAUGAUCAAUGUUGCUUUUUUUGGGCAGCUACAGCAGCACUAUUUCCAGCUGAAAAUAACAUAAACAGCACAUCAUCAUAUCCAGAUUUUAGGACGAUUUUCAAGUAUCAAGGUAUUAAUUUUCCAACAACCUUAUAUGAUAUUCCAACGUUUGAACUAGAUAAUAAUCUUUCAAUUAAUGUUUAUGGAUUAAAGAAUAAGGAUAAAAUAGUUCCAUCAUACUUAAAUCUCUCCAGAUUGGUUAGUUCUCAAAUUUCUAAUGGUAAAACAAAAAAAUUUCUGUGUAAUAGAUGUUUGUGUCAUUUUAAAUUUCAACAAUCAUUCGAUAAUCAUCGGGAAGAUUGCAUUAAAAUGAAUAAGACUGCUAUUACCUUCCCUGAAAAUGAUGAAAAAAUUAAGUUCAAAAAUCAUAAAAAUAAGGAACAAGUUCCAUUUGUUGUUUAUGCUGAUCUGGAAUGCAUUCUUGAACCGGACGAUACGAAACAAAAACAUAUUCCAUGCAGUGUUGCUUUCUAUGCUCAUUGCUCAUUUGAUAAAUCUAAAUCUUAUUUUUCAUUGAAACGCGAUGUAGAUUGCAUUGAUUGGUUCAUUGGAGAAUUAAAAAAAUUAUCAGAACAUGUAAAAGACACUAUUAAACAUGUUGUGCCAAUGAAACCAUUAACUUUCCAGCAGCAGAAAGCUCAUAAUGAUGCUAAAAAAUGUCAUAUUUGUGCUUAUCGUGGUCCUGCACAUAACAGAUGUAAUUUAAAUUAUCAAUCUUCUCACAUCAUUCCUGUUGUUUUUCACAAUCUUUCUGGAUAUGAUUCUCAUUUUUUAAUUAAAUCUUUGGUAUCAACAUCAUUUGAAGGUAAAGUCGAAUUAUUACCAAUCAAUAAAGAAAAAUAUAUAGCUUUCACCAAAACAGUUGAUUCAUUUAGAUUCAUGGCUAGCAGUAUUGAUCAAUUAGCAUCUUUUUUAGAUAAUGAUAAAAAAAAUAUCACUAAAAGAUUUUACAAUGAUCUGGAAAAAUUUAAAUUGGUAGUGAGAAAAGGUGUUUUCCCCUAUGAAUAUAUAGAUGACUGGGAUAAACUUAAUGAAACUCAGCUUCCUGCUCAAUCAGCUUUUUACUCAAAGUUGAAUAAUGCAAACAUUUCAGAUGAAGAUUGUCAACAUGCACUCACUACUGAUGUUUUACUAUUAGCAGAUAUCUUUGAAAAUUUUCGUGAGAAUUGUCUAGCUGCUUAUAACCUUGAUCCAUUACAUUAUUUAACUGCACCAGGUCUAGCUUUCGAUGCUAUGUUAAAAUACACAGAAAUAGAACUUGAUCCUUUACAAGAUGUUGAAAUGUUGAAUUUUAUUGAGAAAGGUAUAAGAGGAGGUGUAUCUCAAUGUAGUAAUAGAUAUGCUAAAGCUAAUAAUCAUUACAUGGGAGAUAAAUAUGAUCAAAACAAAGAUGAAUCACAUCUGAUGUAUUUUGAUGUGAAUAAUCUUUAUGGUGCUGCAAUGAGUGAAUAUUUACCCACUGUAGAUUUAGAUUAUCCACAAUCAUUAAAUGAACACCAUAAAGAUUUACCAGUAUGCCCUGAACAUUGGCAACCACCAGAUAGCAAAUGUGAAAAGCUGAUGACAACGUUAUUGCUAAAGAAUGAAUAUGUAAUACACUAUAGAAAUUUACAGCAAUGUAUUGAACUUGGUUUGAAAAUCACUAAAAUUCAUAGAGUUUUACAGUUUAAACAGUCAGCUUGGUUGAAAAAAUAUAUUGAUUUGAACACAGAGAUGAGAAAAAAGUCCAAAAAUGAUUUCGAGAAAAACUUUUUUAAACUUAUGAAUAACGCUGUUUACGGAAAAACUAUGGAAAAUGUGCGUAAUUAUAAAGAUAUAAAAUUAAUUACAAAAUGGGAGGGAAGAUGGGGUGCACAAAGUCUAAUAUCACAACCGAAUUUCCAUAGCAGUGUCAUUUUUGAUGAUGAUAUGAUAGUUUAG